Messenger RNA from Plasmodium gonderi, 1143 nucleotides. Its product is annotated as geranylgeranyl pyrophosphate synthase. Lineage: Eukaryota; Apicomplexa; Aconoidasida; Haemosporida; Plasmodiidae. Gene Ontology annotation, biological process: trans, trans-farnesyl diphosphate biosynthetic process. The record is from RefSeq and is a predicted model, not a curated record. The transcript is spliced from 11 exons. Gene Ontology annotation, cellular component: cytoplasm. Bases 1 to 1143 code for a protein of 380 amino acids. Gene Ontology annotation, molecular function: dimethylallyltranstransferase activity; (2E,6E)-farnesyl diphosphate synthase activity.
AUGGGAAGUGGAAACAUGACGGAAACAAAUGUGGAAGAUGCAGAUAGCGGAUUGGCUUUUUUCAGAAAUAUGUACGAUAAGUAUAGGGACGCAUUUCUAAAACACCUCAAGGAGUAUACCUUGGAAGAUGAAAUCAAAGAGCAUAUCUCGAAAUAUUAUAAACUUUUAUUUGAUUACAACUGCUUGGGGGGCAAAAACAAUAGAGGAAUUCUAGUCAUUCUUAUUUAUGAAUAUGUGAAGAAUAGAGACAUCAACAGCAACGAAUGGGAGAAGGCGGCCUGUUUGGCUUGGUGCAUAGAAAUCCUACAAGCUUCUUUCUUAGUAGCGGAUGAUAUUAUGGACAAAGGAGAAACUAGGAGAAAUAAACAUUGUUGGUACCUCUUAAAAGAUGUGGAAACGAAGAACGCUGUCAACGAUGUUCUACUUUUGUAUAAUUCCAUUUAUAAACUCAUAGAAAUAUAUCUUCGAAAUGAAAGCUGUUACGUUGAUAUCAUAGCAACAUUUAGAGAUGCAACAUUAAAAACGAUAAUUGGACAACAUCUGGAUACAAAUAUUUUUUCACAUAAAUAUUCAGAUGUACACCAAGAAAUUGACGUCAAUAAUAUAAAUGUUCCAGAGCAACCCGUAGUUAAUAUAAAUAUGAUUAAUUUUAAAGUAUAUCAAAACAUAGUUAUUCACAAAACUGCUUAUUACUCUUUCUUUCUCCCCAUUGUAUGUGGUAUGCUAAUAUCUGGAAUUGCAGUAGACAAUUUGAUAUACAAAAAAAUUGAAGAUAUCUCCACACUUAUGGGGGAGUAUUUUCAAAUCCAUGACGAUUACCUGGACAUUUUUGGAGAUUCUACAAAGACUGGGAAAGUUGGAUCAGAUAUUCAAAAUAACAAAUUAACAUGGCCGUUGAUAAAAACCUUUGAACUAUGUUCAGAAUCGGAUAAAAUAAAAAUAAUAAAAAAUUAUGGAAAAAAUAAUUUAGCAUGUGUAAAAAUGAUCGAUAGUAUUUAUGAGCAAUACAACAUCAAGAAACAUUAUGAGGAAUAUGAACAAGUGCAGAAGGAAAAAAUAUUAAGUGCCAUAAGCGAGUUGCAGCAUGAAGGCAUAGAAUACGUACUGAAAUAUCUAAUGGAAAUUUUAUUCACCGGUGUGUAA